This is a messenger RNA of Colletotrichum destructivum, 480 nucleotides long. RefSeq lists its product as uncharacterized. Lineage: Eukaryota; Fungi; Ascomycota; Sordariomycetes; Glomerellales; Glomerellaceae. The record is from RefSeq and is a predicted model, not a curated record. The transcript has a single exon. Bases 74 to 442 code for a protein of 122 amino acids.
UAUUGUUGUCGUCUCACAGAUUCCCUAGGGGUCUCCGGCUGCGCCAUCCAUAAACACUGAACUUUCCACGUUCAUGGCCACUAUUGCCGAGCGGAUGUCCCUACUCAUGGUGCAGGAAUAUAUCAAACGCAUUUGUAGAUAUUCUCUCGAUGACACCAGAAGCGUCAGCGCUGCAUGUUGGGGCAGCAGAUGGCGUAUCAACCAAGAGAUAAAUGUAGGUGCGAGUACGUGCCAGCUGGUCUGCGAACCAUGCGUCCAUUAUGCAUUUGCAAUUGAAGGAAAGCGUCAACGCGUGUUGCAGGGUUGGGUGAUUCCCAACAGCAAACAUACUUGCUGGACACCUCGGCUUCCUGAACAGGUGUUGCUGUUGUAUCUCCACUUCUUCGAUAUAUGCCCGCGGAAGACGUGGAAAGCUCGUGACCCUAAGGUAAGUACGGAAUAGUGCACGUAGUAUUCGUAUGAACACGCGAUGACGAAGAC